CUGCGCGUUUUAAUUCGCUAGAUUGACUGAUAAGCUGACAUCCCAACAAAUUCCCAACCGCGGUCCCUCGACUGUUGAAUACGAACGGCUGUCUUACCAUAUUAACAUCCUUAAAUUGGAUAGCUUCCUGUUAUCUUCUCCUCUCCAUCUUCGAAUCAUUAGAAUUUUAGCCGGCACAGAAUGAACUACAAAGGAAGCUGCCACUGCGGCGCUGCCACGUUCAGCUUCAGCCUGCCCGCUGACAUUUACGAGACCGAAGUCCUCAGCUGCAAUUGCUCAAUCUGCUCGAAGAAUGGCUAUCUGAUGGUCUACCCCAAAGCCUCGGAGAUGACCAUCCAUCACUCGGAGGAUGCCGUUACAGAAUACCGCUGGGCAUCGAAGCAAUACCCGCAUUCCUUUUGCUCGAGCUGCGGGACUAGCCUCUAUGCUAAGGGCCCCGAGGGGAGUGAUCUGAGAGCAGUCAAUGCUCGCACUAUUGAAGGGGUAGAGCUUGAGAAGCUGAAGUUGAAGCCCAUCGAUGGCAGAAGCAUAUGAUUUGCAUAUGCUCAUCGAGUAAUACAGAAUGGCAUGGUGAGAGGAGUUACUGGGGUUGGGGGCUUGAAGGUGUUUGGUGUCUGCCGAAGAGGUAUUUAGUAGUAUGAUAGAUAUAAAGGCUAGAGUUAGGAAGUGUAGCACGCUGUGUUAGUUUACACAACGCAAUUCUCGCAUCAGUGUCUUUGGCUACAAUGCAAUUGCAAUCAAAUUUGCCCAUGAUGUCAACUGCGAUUUACAAUGUAUUGCGAGAAGCACUGACAGUCUAGGGUGAAGAUCCUUAUUUCCAAUUAGCCCUCGAUUUCCACAACGGUCACCUGCGCUCCCGCAGAGAGGGUGUAGGACUCGUGGAAUGAGAUGCCACCGUUGUCAGGGUCUGCAUUGGGUCAAUCAGUUCAAUGAUGCUA
Messenger RNA from Aspergillus versicolor CBS 583.65, 938 nucleotides. RefSeq names its product GFA family protein. Gene Ontology annotation, molecular function: carbon-sulfur lyase activity. The record is from RefSeq and is a predicted model, not a curated record. The coding region runs from base 181 to 534 and encodes 117 amino acids. NCBI's taxonomy places the organism in Eukaryota, Fungi, Ascomycota, Eurotiomycetes, Eurotiales, Aspergillaceae. The transcript has 4 exons.